AUGGGCGACCAAAAGACACUCCAGGUUCCCCAUUUGGGGGGAAUCACUGUGGGAUACCAGAUGCCACAGCCCUAUGACCCUUCAAAGCCGACCCUUCUGAUGAUCAAUGCGUUUACGAUGACCUCGGAGCUAUAUCGGCCUCAAUUUGAUGACACUGAGCUCAGCGGAGCAAUGAACCUGCUAGCGGUCGAGCUGCUGGGUCACGGUCAGACCAGAGCCACACGUAGCCAUUGGACAUAUUGGGACACUGCCGAGAUGAAUCUGCAGGUGCUGGAUGCUUUGGGGAUUGAGAAGGCAUUUGUGUUGGGCACAAGCCAAGGAGGCUGGGUGACGGUACAGAUGGCACUGAUGCGACCGGACAAGGUUGCUGGAAUCAUCCCGAUGGGCACAUCGAUGGAUUCAGAAUCUGAGCGAAGCCGUCAAAUGCAGUGCUGGGAUGGACCGAGCAUUGUGAAGAGCUUUUUGCUCCAAUGGGCCACCACUCAACCGACAGUGAACUUUGACCCCGGCGAUGAUUAUUGCGAUGCUGUUAUCAGUAUCGGAUUCAAUGAAUGUUCGUCAGAGGUGAGAGAGUUCUGGCGCGGAGUGAUCAAAGCCACCUACCAGGGCGAAGAAGGCAGACAACGCAUUCGCAUGGCAGCAAUUAACCUGGCCGAGCGUGACGGAUUACGGCUUCGAUUGCCGGACGUGGCUUGCCCAGUCCAUUGGUUGCAUGGAACGAAGGAUGCGGUCUUUUCAGUAGGAAAUGCCGCGGAAGAGAUCAAGAUGUUUACAGGAUCGCCUGAUGCUCAAUUGACGAAGAUAGAGGACGGCGCGCAUUUUUUGAGCGCUUCGCACCCGAAAGAGGUCAACGUCAUUGUCCUGAAGUUUGUCGCGAAGUGCAUGGCCUAA
This is a messenger RNA of Penicillium olsonii, 891 nucleotides long. The record is from the annotation of a GenBank genome assembly. Lineage: Eukaryota; Fungi; Ascomycota; Eurotiomycetes; Eurotiales; Aspergillaceae.